This is a messenger RNA of Chanos chanos (milkfish), 5598 nucleotides long. It is a transcript of the gene ltbp1, whose product is annotated as latent transforming growth factor beta binding protein 1. The record is from RefSeq and is a predicted model, not a curated record. Gene Ontology annotation, molecular function: calcium ion binding. Lineage: Eukaryota; Metazoa; Chordata; Actinopteri; Gonorynchiformes; Chanidae. The transcript has 33 exons. The coding region runs from base 248 to 5203 and encodes 1651 amino acids.
CCUUCACUCUCUGGAGUCAUUCAUGUGCUCGCUUUCUGAGUUUGUUUUAUAUGUCGACUGUUAGCUAAAUGACAUCGCUCAGGGAUUUUGAACUUUUUCACUUGCGAUAGUGUUAGUUGCAUUACUUCUCUACUUUUUCCUGAUACAAGAGUCACGGCUGGAACAAUCUCUUGAUUAUUUUGCACGAAAUUCUUCUUUACUAAGUUGUUCAGUUUUUCUUGGUCACUUGAUUUUCUUCGUGAACCCGAUGGCUUGGAUAAACUGGAACAUUGUGUUUACCCUUGGUUUAUUUAUUUUGCCGGCAUAUGUAUUCAUGGAUCAGAGUGGGUUUAGGAAAUACUACGUAUUACAACCAGGACCGAGCGGUACGGAUAGAGUACAUGUGAGUUCAAUUUCUUCACAUUCGGGAGCUUCGGGGCAGCCUCACUCGUACAAUGUGGAACUUAGUGCCAGUUUUAGUGGACCAGUUCGUACCCGCAGAAUGGGAAACCAGGCGAACCCGACUCUUCCUUUGCGCCGAGACGCUCCCUUUACGCAGCAACAGCUCGUUCGGCAAACGAGCCACCAUAUGAAACUUUCUGGGGUGAAUGUCUGUGGAGGGCAGUGCUGUGUCGGAUGGAGCAAAGCACCUGGAUCGCAGCGUUGUACCAAACCAAACUGUGUGCCACAGUGCCAGAAUGGUGGAAUGUGUCUGCGACCUCAACUAUGUGUGUGUAAACCAGGGUCCAAAGGCAAAGCGUGUGAACAGACCACCCUGCCUCCUUCUUCACACCCCACUGGACCAGGCAACGGUGGGCACAGUAACGGCGGGCAUGGUAACGGUGGGCAUGGUAAUGGCGGGCAUGGUAACGGUGGGCAUGGUAACGGCGGGCACACCAACGGACACUCAAACGUGGUGCCCCAGCGGCCCAUCCCUCAGAUCCACCCACACGGCCAAGUGACGGCUCCUCUGCCGGUCCCUGGUACCAACAUGGCAAAGAUGACCCUAACCAUGAAACAGUCGGCACAUCAUCCCCUGCCUUUCCAACAACAAGCGCGAUCACCCGUUUCCAUGACGAGACAUCAGGGCCAAAGUCAACAGUUCGUCAUCAAGCCCAAGAUAUACCAGACACACACACAAACACAGAUGCACGGUGUAGUUCAGACACCAGAUCGAGCCAUUCCUCUGUCCGUGGGCCACAAUCCCAUUCACGUAGGCAACCACACCGGGAGGAUCAAGGUUGUCUUCACGCCCACCAUUUGUAAGGUGACUUGCAUGGGUGGUCGCUGCCACAAUAACUGUGAGGUUGGCAACACUACGACCAUCAUCAGUGAGAACGGACAUGCCGCUGACACGCUAACUGCUCCCAACUUCAGAGUAGUGGUGUGUCACCUGCCCUGUAUGAACGGUGGUAGAUGCAGUGCUCGGGAUAAGUGUCAGUGCCCACCCAACUUCACUGGAAAAUUCUGCCAGAUGCCAGUUCAAAAUGGUCACCAUCGACAACAGACAUCUUUAAGUAAUGGGCAAACAUCACAAGUCCACUCCACACACACUAUCCCAAUGACGUUCGGCAAUGGACAGAACCAAGUUUCAUUCUCUCCUAGUGUGGUGAACAUCCAUGUGAAGCAUCCUCCUGAGGCGUCUGUACAGAUUCACCAGGUGUCUCAGGUAGAUUCAAGCGGUCAGGUAGUAAAAGGCUCUCAGCAGUCUAGUCACUACUCAUAUCAUCAGAGAGAGAGCAGUCAGAAAGUCCAACAGCACAGCCAAAGCUUCAGCUACACAAACCAGCCAAGCUACAUCAACUACCAGCAACCAGUCACCUCUAAGAGCCAGCUGGGACGCUGUUUCCAGGAGACUGCUGGAACACAGUGUGGAAAAGCACUCCCAGGUCUGUCUAAAAAAGAGGAUUGCUGUGGAUUCUUGGGCACAUCAUGGGGCUUUCACAAAUGCCAGAAAUGUCCAAAGAAGCCAUCAAUUCCUCUGUCAGGAUCAAGGCAGGACAUCAGGUGUCCUCAAGGCUUCGUACUCAAUGAUACUCGUUGUGUAGAUCUGGAUGAGUGUCAGUUGCCGGGGGUCUGUCCUAAUGGAAAUUGUUUUAACACUGUUGGGAGUUACAUGUGUGUGUGCAAGAUUGGAUUUGUGCCAGACUCCACACGCACCACCUGCUACCCUCACACCCCGGCUGUCCGUGAGGAGAAGGGCGCUUGCUUCCGAUUGGUCAGUACGGGGAAGCAGUGUCUGCACCCGGUGUCCACUCAGCUGAGUAAACAGCUGUGCUGUUGCAGCGUGGGUAAAGCCUGGGGUCCACGUUGUGACCAUUGCCCUCUACCUGGGACAGCGGCAUUUAAAGAGAUCUGCCCUGGUGGGAUGGGCUACCACGUUACUGUCCCCAAUAGCCAAAAACCCAAACCCAGCAACCCCAAUCCACCGGUUGUCCAUGGCAAUGGCCAGCCGUCCGUCAAACACCAGGAGCCUGUGGCCCCUCCUCUUCCUUUCCCUACUCUGCCUCAGCCAGUGGAGGCACUGAGUGUCACAGAGAGGCAGCUGCCUUUAGUUCCAGUAGUCACAGCUGCCGUGGAGCAGGAGCUUUUUACCCGAGGUGGUAUUGAUAGGUCGGUUGUAGAGCCUGGCCAACCCCAGCUCUCCCCGGGCGUGUCGACCAUAAGGAUGGAGCAAGCUUUUCCAGAGGUGGUGGAGAAAACGUCGCCACCUGCUCCUGUUGCCAUCCUGCCCACGAGUGCAAGCCAGGAUAUUGCCCCCACACAACUGGCAGAGGUGGAUGAAUGCCAGUUGAGCCCUGGCAUUUGUGGGGCAGGUGUCUGCUCCAACACAGCUGACUCUUACACGUGUUUCUGUGAUGAAGGUUACCGGUUGGACACUGAGCACACCACAUGUGUAGAUAUUGAUGAGUGUGUGGAGAAUCCAAGUAGGUGUUUGAACGGGUACUGUAAGAACAUGGCGGGCAGCUUCCAGUGUGUGUGCCAGCCUGGCUUCAUGGCGGACGAGGAGGGCACCAGCUGCAUUGACAUUGAUGAAUGUUUGGACAGGACUGUUUGUCCAUCUGGUAAAUGCUAUAACACCCUUGGAUCAUUCAUAUGCAGUCCCUGUCCAGAAGGAUUUGAGGGGAAGGACGGACAGUGUGUAGAUAUCGAUGAAUGCUUGAACCAAACGGCGUGUGCGAAUGGUCAGUGCAGAAACUUUGAAGGUUACUUUAUUUGUUCGUGUGACGGCGGCUAUGCUCCCACUCCUGAUCGGAAAUCCUGUACAGACAUAGACGAGUGCCAGGAUGAGCAGAUGUGUGUGAACGGUCACUGUGAAAACACUCCAGGCUCCUUUAUCUGCACCUGUGAGAAGGGCUUAAGGGUCUCUCCCUCUGGAGACCAGUGCAUUGAUGUGGAUGAGUGUGUGGAAACUCCGGAGGUGUGUGGCAGUGUAGGACGCUGCACCAACAAUUUUGGUUCCUACCAGUGCAUCUGUCCACAAGGCUACCAGCUGCACAGUGAUGCUCUCCGCAUGGAUCCCUGUGAAGAUGUUGAUGAGUGUUCACUGGACCCUGACUUGUGUGGGCAGUUUGGCCAGUGUCAGAACACUGAAGGCUCCUUUACCUGCAUCUGUGAGAAUGGCUAUGAACUCAACCGAGAGUCAAACAACUGUGUAGAUAUUGAUGAGUGUUCUGACCUGCGGUUGAACAACUGCGGAGAGCGGCAGUGUGAGAACACACCUGGCUCUUACAGGUGUUUGGAGGACUGCCCCACUGGACACACCCUAAACACAGAGGGGAUCUGUGAGGAUGUGGAUGAGUGUGCACAGAACACUACGUUGUGUGGGACCAAUGGCUUCUGUAGCAACACGGUGGGCUCCUACCGCUGUUUGUGUUACCAAGGCUACCAGGAGUCUCCUGAUGGACUUAGCUGUGUGGAUGUGAACGAGUGUGAGCUGCUGAGCAAAGUGUGUGGGGAGGCAACAUGUGAAAACGUGGAAGGCUCGUUCAUGUGUAUGUGCCCUGAGGAAAACCAGGAGUUUAACCCCAACACUGCCAAGUGCAUACCAACCCCAGAAGUUACAGAGAGGAAGGAGUGCUACUACAGACUGAACGACGAGAACCUGUGUGACAAUGUCCUGACCAGCAGUGUGACCAUCGAGGAGUGCUGCUGCACGCUGGGAGCAGGCUGGGGUGAUAACUGUGAGGUCCACCCAUGCCCUGUUCAGGGAACAGAUCAGUUUAAUCAGAUGUGUCCAGCUGGUGCAGGCAGAAUUCCUAGUGGCAAUGCUGUGUUUGGACUUGCAACCCCGGACAACUUCAAAGAUGCGGACGAGUGUGCAUUGUUUGGGGAUGAGAUCUGUAAAGACGGCUUCUGUCUAAACACUGUGGGCUCAUAUGAGUGCUACUGUAAAUCAGGACUCUAUUAUGACGAGGUGAAACUUCAGUGUCUGGACAUAAAUGAGUGUAUGGAUGAGUCUGUUUGUCAGGGUGGGCAGUGUUUGAACACUCAUGGUUCCUACCAGUGUUUCUGUGUUCCUCCCAUGGUCCUGGACUCUGACAACAGACGCUGCGUUUCUCCUCCACCCGUGGCAGAGCAUAGAGAGGAACAGGAUUCAUACCAGGGCAUUUGCUGGGAGGAACUGACAGAUGACAUGAUGUGUUCGAAACCCCUUGCCAACACAAAGACCACGUAUACAGAGUGUUGCUGUCUAAGUGGGCAAGCUUGGGGCAUGUACUGUGCCCUGUGUCCCAAGAAAAACACAGUUGACUAUGCCACAUUGUGUAACCUUAACCAGCGUCCUUACGGUCGAGAUGCUCUGGUUGCUGGUCCAGUCCAGGAGUAUGAAGUCAGCCCUGACUAUGACUCUCAUACCCUGAACCCUGACUCCACCGCGCCCCUCUACGAAGAUGAAAGAAAUGGAUAUGAUGCAUUUGAGGGACUGCGAGCAGAGGAGUGUGGUAUCUUAAAUGGGUGUGAGAAUGGGCGGUGUGUGCGGGUCCAGGAGGGCUACACAUGUGACUGUUUUGACGGAUACACACUUGACAUGUCCCGCAUGGCCUGCGUGGAUGUGGAUGAGUGCAAUGAACUGAACAACAGAAUGUCUCUCUGCAAGAAUGCAAAAUGCAUCAACACACAAGGAUCGUACAAAUGUGUGUGUUUGCCGGGCUAUGUCCCCUCGGAUCAGCCGAACUACUGCGUGCCCAGAGAACAGAGAGCGACUAGCACUGCCACAGAGUGACCACCAGGGGGUGCCCUGAAAACACACAUAAAACACACACUUAUUUAAUCUAAGCCCAUAUACUCUGCACUGUAUAAAAGAAUGAAUGAAACAAGCAACAAAAUUAAAAAAAAAAAAAGAACAGAUAUGUACUGGAGUUGAAGAUGAUAUGUAAUGCAAUGUCUUUAUUGUGAGAGGAGAAAGGCAGAAUUGUAUAAAAUAUUUGGUUUUUGUCUGUCUCUAUGUAUGUAUUUUUCCCUUUUUGUUGAAUUGGAAGGAGUUUUUAAAGUGUGUCAGAUGGAUUUUGAAUCAUCUGGCACAAUGACAAACCCUAUGAACUGAUACUGGGGGAUGACAUGUUUAUUUACCCAGUAACAAACACCCUGCGUGUGUGUUUGGGUGUGUGCGUGUGCGUG